This is a messenger RNA of Auanema sp. JU1783, 594 nucleotides long. NCBI's taxonomy places the organism in Eukaryota, Metazoa, Nematoda, Chromadorea, Rhabditida, Rhabditidae. The record is from the annotation of a GenBank genome assembly.
AUGAUGACGUCAUUUGCAAAAAAGACAUCAAAUAAGGGAAGAAAGAAACUCUUUCAUUCAUCAGCCCUUUUUUCCCUUUUUUGGUCAGUUUUUUAUGGCGGACGUGUAAUUAUAUUUGCUUUAACAUCGUUUCGUUAUGCAAAUCAGAAGGAGAACAUUCAAUAUGUUGAAUGGGAAGUCAUUCAGUGUGUAUUAUCAGCAAUGGGUAUACUCAUCUCAUUAUCACUCUUCAAUGCCUAUAGAAUUAAAAGCGCAUCGCUAAUGAUUUUCUCAUGGUUAUCGUGGAUGUUUACCAAUUUCAUGAUUUCUCUUCUAUUGCUUCAUCGUAGCAUUUUCGAUCUUGCCAUGAGAGAAAUGACAUUCGCUGCCACGUUCAAUGAUAUUUUGGAUCUCGCCCAUCUUGUUAACGCGCCAACGACGAUUUAUUUCAUUCUCGUAUUCAUUGCUGGUUGUUUUCAAAAUCAAGUUAAGAAAUCAAAAGAUAUUAUCUUUGGAGCAAUCAAAACUCCAUUUGGAUAUCGAAAAUUGGAUAAAUGCGAAGUUCUUCAUAUGCAUGAAGAUAUGGUAGACGAAGAAAUUGUGUACUACGUAUGA